CGCCCUCAAAAAUCGAGGGCUAGGCCUAUAUACGCUUGGUUAGGUAACCUAUUGGCAGUAGGCAGUGUUCCGGCAAUCAGAAGACUUUAAAUUCUGAAGACUAAAGUGUUUAGUUACAACCGUUAACUUUUUGAUUGAUUUGUGUUAAUCUAACUAUGAUAAAAUGGCAGUUUAAAAUGUUUAAGAAACAUGUACACGUUUUCUGUUUCAUUUUUUGUUGCAGUUGUGUUUUUGCGACAACAAGCAUACCAAACCUAGACCACGAAAAUAGGACAAUAGCGGGACAAGAUUAUACUUCUCCAAAAAUUUCUUCAAAUUUUUCUACUGAGAAAAUUAAAGGUGAGAGCAAAUCCUCUGGUUUCGCAAUUCCGACGGUUCUAAUAGGGACAUUAAGUUCAAUCUUGAUUGUUAUUGUUAUCAAAAUGGCACUUUGUUACUUCCAUCAAAGUAAGCACGAUAAAAUCCCGGAUAAUACUCCCUUAGAUGAGGAUAAGGAUGAGGUCCAAAUAGACAUGAGGGAUAAAGAAAGUGAGGAAACGAGUGACGAUAAAAAGAACAAUAAAAAGAAGGAAGUAAAGGGAGUUGUUUUCGAAACAGAUGAAAUCAAAUACAAAGUCUUCUUCGUUAAUUCUUCUGGUCAAAUUUCUGAUGUUAUUUCAACUGACGAUCGGGAACGCACAGACGCGUUACCAGAUGUAGCAGCUGAUGCUUCACUAUAUGAUGAUAAUUUUUGUGUCAUUUCCAUAGAGGAUCAUUUGCUUAAACAGUUAGACACUGAUGCGUUUGUAGUCAUUUCUUUAGACGACAUUAUACCAAUAUCCGCAGACGCGUUACCAACUGUAUCUGAUACUAAAUCCUCCCAAAAUGGACAGUUAGAUAACGACGCGUUUGUCAUCAUUUCAUUAGAAGACAUUUUACCAAUUCCUGCAGACGCGUUAACAAUAAACUCGAAACAACAUGCUCAGAUAGAUGACGAUGAGUUUACCAUAAUUUCUCCAGACGACAUAGUUAAGCCAUGCAAACCAGUCACUGAAGAUGAAUUCAUUAACAUUUCAGACAAGGACAUAUGUGUCUUAAAGUUAACCCAUUCGUACAAUCACAAGCCCCCAUCAUGCGAUGAGAAUUAUUGCGUCAUCUCGUAUAACAAGCGAGCAUCUCCGAUCGAAAGCACCGCUGCAGCCUACAAGCGCGUCGACAGUCUAGGAAAGAAGAGGGAAAUUGAUGCAAAAGCUAAGAUGACCAAUGCCAAGCAGAUAAUGCGGUAUGCAGGCUGGGGUUCGUUGUUAUUGGUAGACUAUGGCCAUCACACAGCAUUAAAGUUAUAUAAUGGAAUAAAAGAACAGAAUGAUACGACCAUGUCUUCGUAGAUUUUAACGAAACAAUGGGCAAUAUCAAAUCAACUAAAGUAUGCAUCUCUUUUAAUGUGUAACUCAUUUUUGAUUUAUAAUAAAUUUGUAAUAAAAUACCGAUAAUGAUACAAUAACAUUAAUUAUAAUAAUAAUAUCAAUAAUUAUAGACCUAAUUAAAUAAUACAAUGUGUUUGUGUCAGUCGCUUAAGGUACCAGAAAAUUUUCAGUUGAGGAUGCUUGAAGCCUUGGUAUAGGACAUUACUGUAUGUAGCUAACAAAUAAUAUUCAUCAACGUUAAAAUCCUGCAAUUUAAUAUUCAGUUACUUAGUUGGCAGACCUGCACUACCAGUUUACGUUAAUUUUUGUUACUCCAAGAUAACUGAGUUGUUUUGUUGAUUGGAGAACAACAUUACUCAUUAAAUAUUUAUAAUACUGAUUGUUUUUUUUUUUAUUAUUGCUUAUUUUAAUCACUUGGCAUUUGCUAGGGUUAACUUUCAUUUGCCAUUUAUUAGACCAUUCCACUACUUUUUCUAGAUCUUCUUGAAGUUGUUUGGUAUCUUAAUCAUCAUUAAUACUUUUAAACAUUAUACAAUCGUCAGCAAAUAGUUUCAUUUCAGACCUUAUUCUGUGAUGUCACUAAUAUAGAGUAAGAACAUGAGGGGUCCUAAUAGGCCUAGGCCUUAUUGUUCCUUGUGGUACUCCGGAUUUUACAUUUGUUUAUGUGUGUAGCCAUCUACAAAAUACCGAUUGGGAUCUAUCUAUUAACCAUGAUUUAAUCCAAUUGUGUGUACUACCUCUUAUUCCAUAAUAGUUAAUUUUGUAUAAAAGCCUUUGGUACUGAGUAAAU
This is a messenger RNA of Anneissia japonica, 2196 nucleotides long. RefSeq lists its product as uncharacterized. The transcript is spliced from 5 exons. The record is from RefSeq and is a predicted model, not a curated record. NCBI's taxonomy places the organism in Eukaryota, Metazoa, Echinodermata, Crinoidea, Comatulida, Comatulidae. Bases 156 to 1367 code for a protein of 403 amino acids.